Molecule: messenger RNA, 1728 nt
Organism: Alexandromys fortis (reed vole)
Lineage: Eukaryota; Metazoa; Chordata; Mammalia; Rodentia; Cricetidae
Product: translation initiation factor IF-2-like
Exons: 2
Coding region: 292-1326 (344 amino acids)
Source: RefSeq, a predicted model, not a curated record
GAGGGGGGAAUCGUGGGGGGAACUGCGCACGGAGCGAGGCUCCGCCGGGCGCCGCGAACGCUGCCCCGCGCCGAGCCUUCCCGCGGGCCUCAGGCGGCCGCCACUUCCCACCCGCGGUGGCGUCCGUGCUUCACUGGCGCAAAAAAAAAUUUUUUUUUAAUUUUUUGUUUCAGAUUUUUUUGUAAAAUAUCUUAAAAAAAAAAACGUGUUCGCGGCCCCCGGGGCCGAACGUUCCGGGCAGGCGGGCGGGCGGCGUGCGCGGAGCGGGCAGCGGCGGCGCUUCCCGGCUGCAUGGGCGACCGCGGCGGGGAACGCGGGGCGGCGGGCGGGGCGCCGCUGCGGGCGAGGGCGGCGCGGGUGGGCCGGGGGCGGCUGUGCGGGGCGGCUCGGGCCGGGCGCGGCGGCGGGCGAGCGGGCGGCAGGGGGGGAAGCGGCGCCGCUGCGCUCGCUGGAACAUGGCUGACUCGGCCCGGCGCUGCUGGCUGGAGAGAAAACAAGGCGGGCGUGCGGGCGGGGGAAGCUGGGCGCAGCAGUUCUGAGGCAACUUUUUUUUUCCUCCCCCCCCCCCCUUCUCGCUCGCUCUCUCCCCUCUCUCUCGCUCCUCACAGCCCCGCGUUCUCCGUGCGGGGGCGGCGGGGCGCGCGGAGGGAGACGGCGCGGGGGCUGCGGGGGGAGGGGAGCCGCGCGCCCCCGCCCCUCCCCCGCCGCCAUGGCGAGUGCGCCAGCGCCCCGCCCGCCGCGCGCCUCAGUCUCCUCACACUCACCACACACGCACACACAGACACUCACAUACACGCGCGCGCACACAAAGGGAAGGAGCCAUAUUCGCGCUCGCCCUCGCGGCGGCGGCGGCGCAGGCGGGGAAGACGCGCAGCGGCCAUUCCGUGCGCCGGCCCUGGCGGCCGCGGGCGGAGCCAGCCCCCAUUUCGAGCGGGGCUUCUCCCUGCGCCGCGGCCGACAAAAUGGGGGCGGCGGCGCGAGCCUGCGGCCUUCCGGGCGCACGUGGCGGCCCUCAGCCUCGGGCCAAGUGCCGAGGGCGGGGGAGGCCUCCCGCGCGCGCCCCGGCACCCCAACUUUCCACGGGCUCGGUUUAAAAAAAAAACACCAAAAAAAAAAAACGCCAAGCAACCCCUACACCCCCGUGGCAGCGAGAGGGGGGUGGCGGCAGGAGUGGCUUUUGUCCCUCAUCCUUGUUUACUCGGAGAAACUUCAGACCGGACGUGUUUAGUCAGAGCAGAAACGCAUCUCGGGGCCAAAGCGAUAGGAAACGGCGGCCUCUCCCGGCCCCGUCCCAGCGCCGUCUCCGCCCUCCCGAGCAAAGUUUGAUGCGAAGACGGGGUGCUCUGAGAGCGGGAAAAUCAACUAAACAUGGGCAAAGGAGAUCCUAAGAAGCCGAGAGGCAAAAUGUCCUCGUAUGCAUUCUUUGUGCAAACCUGCCGGGAGGAACACAAGAAGAAGCACCCUGAUGCUUCUGUCAACUUCUCAGAGUUCUCCAAGAAGUGCUCAGAAAGGUGGAAGGCCAUGUCUGCUAAAGAAAAGGGGAAAUUUGAAGACAUGGCCAAGGCUGACAAGGCUCGUUAUGAAAGAGAAAUGAAAACCUACAUCCCCCCCAAAGGGGAGACCAAAAAGAAGUUCAAGGACCCCAAUGCACCCAAGAGGCCUCCUUCGGCCUUCUUCUUGUUCUGUUCUGAGUAUCGCCCCAAAAUCAAAGGAGAACACCCUGGCUUA